Peromyscus eremicus (cactus mouse) is the source of this 1641-nucleotide messenger RNA. Its product is annotated as KH domain-containing protein 3-like. Gene Ontology annotation, molecular function: RNA binding. Gene Ontology annotation, cellular component: protein-containing complex; apical cortex. The record is from RefSeq and is a predicted model, not a curated record. Bases 1 to 1641 code for a protein of 546 amino acids. The transcript has 6 exons. NCBI's taxonomy places the organism in Eukaryota, Metazoa, Chordata, Mammalia, Rodentia, Cricetidae.
AUGGCCGCCUUCAAGAGCUUUAAGUCGCUCGUCCAGCUGCAACACCAAGAAGGGACUUUAUUUAAAGUGGUCGGAGACUCUAGCAAGGUGCCCAAGUGGUUCCAUCCCGAGCAUCUGGAUGAUCCAGAAACAGUGUACGUGGAUGCUUGGCUCGUGGAAAAGAUGUUUGGUAAGGAUGGAGAGUACAUCCCGCAUGUGGAGUGUGUGACACGUACCGUGCUUCACGUGAACCAGUGGAACCCUGAAGAGGAAGCUGAGAUUUUGAUAUUCGGGCCUCCUGAUUACCAAAAGGACGUUUCCCAGAUGAUCUGGAACUUGGUUGACUAUUUCUGCAAGCAAGUAAUACAAGAGGAGGACUGUUCUCAAGAAACUGAGACCCAGUGUCUUCCUGUGGCCGUUCGGGAGGCUGCCACCCAGCCGGCUCCGGUUGAGAACACUGAGGCUGCCACCCACCUGGCUCCUGUGAAGGAAGCUGAUGCCACCCAGCUGGCUCCUGUGGAGGACACUGAUGCCGUCACCCAGCUGGGUCCUGUGGCGGUCCAUGAGGAGGCUAGUGAAGCUGUCACCAUUCACACUAUGGCCGCCCGGAAGAGCUUUAAGUCGUUCGUCCAGCUGCAACAGCAAGAAGGGAAUUCAUUUAAAGUGGUCGGAGACUCUAGCAAGCUGCCCGAGUGGUUCCAUCCCUAUCAGCUGGAUGAUCCAGAAACAGUGUACGUGGAUGCUUGGCUCGUGGAAAAGAUGUUUGGUAAGGAUGGAGAGUACAUCCCGCAUGUGGAGUGUGUGACACGUACCGUGCUUCACGUGAACCAGUGGAACCCUGAAGGAGAAGCUGAGAUUUUGAUAUUCGGGCCUCCUGAUUACCAAAAGGACGUUUCCCAGUUGAUCUGGAACUUGGCUGACUAUUUCUGCAAGCAAGUAAUACAAAAGGAGCACUGUUCUCAAGAGACUAAGACCCGGCGUCUUCCUGUGAGGGUUCGGGAGUCUGCCUCCCAGCUGCCUCCGUGGAGAUUGCUGAGGCCGCCACCCAACUGGCGGCUCCCCUGGAGGUCCCUGAGUCAGCACCCCCAGCCGUCUCCGGUGGAGAACGCUGAGGCUGCCACCCAGCUGGCUGCGGUUGAGGUCCGUGUUGCUGCCACCCAGCAGGCUUCCGUGGAGGUCCCUGAGGCUGCCCCCCAUCUGUCUCCCGUGGAGGAUGCCGAGGAUGCCCACCAGCUGUCUCCGGUGCAGGAUGCAGAGGCUGCCACCCAGGUGUCUCCGGUUGAGCACGCCGAGGCUGCCACCCAGCAGUCUCCCGUGGAGGACGCUGAGGCUGCCAUCCAGCUGGCUCUUGUGGGUGACGCUGAGGCUUUCACUGACAUGUCUCCUUUGGAAGACGCUGAGGCUUUCACCCAGCUGGCUCCGGUGGAGGUCGGUGAUGCCGCCACUCAGCUGGGUCCUGUGGCGGUCCAUGAGGAGGCUAGUGAAGGUGCCACCAUGCACACUGAAGUCCAUCAAGAUGUCACUAAGCCGUCUGCCAUUGAAGUCUGUGAGGCUGCCACCCCCCCUAGCAGCACUCUGUGGAGUUCUCUGUGGUGGUUCUUGCCAGGGGUGGGUGUGGGUGAGGGUCAGGGUUGUGGGGAUGUACCAAGAGAGAGUACCUAG